GCUAUCCCCGCUGUCCCGGGUCGGAUGCAAUCUCGCAAAUAAUGUCGCUAUGCUCUGGUCAACGGCGCACACGAUUCAGGCGAAACCGACAAGAGCGCGUCGGCAAAUGUGGGGAUUCUUGCGCCAUCGUCUAAGAUGGUUUCUGGCUGCCUAUUACUCUACAGUCUACACUAGGCUUCUAAGCACCGUUUAGCGGCCCAUGCCAAGUCCGGCCCCAUCAAUGUUCCUUAGGCUUGACGACGUGCUUAAUAUUUCACCCGCCUAUGAAGCUUUUCCACAAUUUGACUGGACGAUGUCUCCAAUUCGCUGUCUUGGAUGGGCAGUGGGACAAUCUUACCUACGGUUGGAAAGGGGCGCACACAUGGGGCCUUGAAAGCGAUGCUCAAAAUCGAUUGGUGAGAGAUAUUGGUCUCGAAAAACGCUCCCCUACUAGAUAUGCUUUCUCUCAGGGCUCGGAUCCGGCAACAAUGGGUCUCAGGACGAUAUCUGGGUCGUGGGGUCGUUCAUCUACCGGAGAUAUGCGCUUCCUCGGUUACUGGAAUUGUCGUGGUCCGUCCAACUGCCAUAGUAUAGCGAUGGUUUCUGGUCCACCUCUUUAUCAUUACUCGCCACGAGGAACCAGGUUCUCAAAAGACGCUAUAGCGGCUAGGGAAAGAUAUGCACCCUUGCUCUGUCCAGUGUCUCGUAGUCCAGACAUCCCCAAUGCUAACAAGCCGUGGGAAACUGGUGCCCACGAAGGUCUGACGCUAGGAGUUAGCUAUCUCUAUGGCUCCAUUCUCCCCAUGUCUGUCUGACUGGACGGCUGAUAAUCGCCUUCACGCGAUUGAUCCGAAGACAAGCCCCG
Molecule: messenger RNA, 844 nt
Organism: Aspergillus homomorphus CBS 101889
Lineage: Eukaryota; Fungi; Ascomycota; Eurotiomycetes; Eurotiales; Aspergillaceae
Exons: 1
Coding region: 264-794 (176 amino acids)
Source: RefSeq, a predicted model, not a curated record